AUGCACAGCAACUUCCUCACCCUCGCCGUCGCCCUCCUCACCGGCGCAUCCUCCGUCCUCGCCGCCGAUGAAGUCGUCACGCUCUUCAUGCCCCAGGCUGAUCCCCAGCCUCUAGUGGGUAAAGUCAUCGCCACGGACGGCCCCCUCACCACCUACGUAGUCUACUGCGCCGACGAAUCCGACAGCGACGAAUGCGGCAUGCCCGAGGAAGGCUACACCGUCGCAGCAGGAAAAUCCACCUACAACGCGAUCUAUAGUUUCCAAGAUUACUACCUCUCCCAAGGCUGCACAAUCUCAGACUCAACCUACGCCUCGUGCGAAAUCUCCCAGCACGACGUGUCGACCACCCACACCGACAGUGCCAGCAUCACCAUGCCGUCGCUGCCUAUGUUGGCUGUUACCAUUACCGCGACGGAGCUGGAUGGCACUACGGCGAAGGCGAAGGCGACGGCGAAGGCCUCGCCUGAGCGGACUGGCGAGGCUGCGUCUACUUCGACUGCUACUUCUGGGGCUAAGAAUACCCCUGGUGCUGCUGCUGAUGCGGCGUCGCCUUCGUCGUCGCCGACGACUAGUGAUAAUGCUGCUGGGGCGCGUGUCACUGGGAUGUCGGGGUUGGUUGUUGGUGCUGCUGCUGUGGCUUUGGGGAUGGUGUACUAG
Messenger RNA from Aspergillus campestris IBT 28561, 657 nucleotides. Its product is annotated as putative GPI anchored glycoprotein. The transcript has 3 exons. Lineage: Eukaryota; Fungi; Ascomycota; Eurotiomycetes; Eurotiales; Aspergillaceae. The record is from RefSeq and is a predicted model, not a curated record. The coding region runs from base 1 to 657 and encodes 218 amino acids.